UGGUUUUUGUACCAAAUUUGUUUUUAUAAGAUCCCAUAUAUAGAAGGCUGUCUCAGACAACUUCUUAUUUCCCAUCUUUCUUCUCCAUUAAAAGCCCUCCAAAUGCUCCCAUCAUUACUUCACACCUUCAUUCUUCUUGCCAUUGCCAAUGGUUGUCUGGGAACGACAUUCACACUGAUAAAUAGAUGUGAAUACACAGUAUGGCCUGGAAUUCUCUCCAAUGCCGGCGCCGGCGGUUUCGGCACCACCGGUUUUCAGCUCCCACAAGGCGCCGCCAGAUCCUUCCAGGCCGGACCGGGGUGGUCCGGCCGGUUCUGGGGCCGAACCGGCUGCGUAUUCGAUCCUGCCACCGGCCAGGGCAGCUGCGCCACCGGCGAUUGCGGAUCUAACCAAAUCGAAUGCAACGGCGCCGGAGCUAAGCCGCCGGCUACCUUAGCUGAGUUCACGAUCGGAUCAGACACUCAGGAUUUCUACGACGUAAGCCUCGUCGACGGCUACAAUCUGCCGAUGAUCGUCGAGGCAGCCGGCGGUUCAGGCGCCUGCGGCUCGACCGGGUGCCUGACCGAUCUGAACCGCAUCUGCCCGAGCGAGCUGCGGGUAGGGAACGGGCAGGCGUGCAGGAGCGCUUGCGAGGCGUUUAGAAGGCCGGAAUUUUGCUGCAGCGGGGCGUACGGGUCGCCGGACACUUGCCGGCCGUCGGCUUACUCGGCGGCGUUCAAGAAGGCCUGCCCCCGCGCGUACAGCUACGCGUACGAUGAUGCGACCAGCACAUUUACUUGUAAUGGAGCUGAUUACACCAUUACAUUCUGCCCUUCACUCCCAAGCCAGAAAUCAUCAUCAUCAUCAUCUUCAUCAAUGCCGGCACCGGCAGCCGGCGGUUCCGCAGCUCAGCCACAAGGGGACGACGACGUCGACGACGGCCGGCAGCCGGAGUCCGGGUGGUUGCCGAAUUUCAUCAUCGGAGGAUCAUCGUCGUCAUCAGCCCUGCAAUCUAAUCCCAUCAUUGUGUCAACAAUAAUAUUGUUGAUAUUGAUCUUAUUUUUGGUGGAUUAAAUUUAAUUGAUUAGGCUGGAUAAAAAUAAUUAAGAGCCACACCACGCAUGCACAUUUUUGUUAUUAUGAUGAUUAUUAUAUAAUAUUAGUAUAUUGUUGUAUACGUAUUUUCAUGUAUAUAGAAGAUGAGUAGCUACUGUAAUAUUUAAUUAAAAUAUUGAAUAUUAUA
Andrographis paniculata is the source of this 1222-nucleotide messenger RNA. Its product is annotated as thaumatin-like protein 1. The record is from RefSeq and is a predicted model, not a curated record. The coding region runs from base 103 to 1053 and encodes 316 amino acids. Gene Ontology annotation, biological process: defense response. NCBI's taxonomy places the organism in Eukaryota, Viridiplantae, Streptophyta, Magnoliopsida, Lamiales, Acanthaceae. The transcript is spliced from 3 exons. Gene Ontology annotation, cellular component: extracellular region.